AUGGAUCGAACCACCACCUUCGCCCCGGCAAAACAGUCCCUCCCGCGCCCUUCGUCCGUCGCGUCCACAAACACUACCUCGACCAACAAAACCCGGCAGUACGCCCACCUGCACGCGCAACUGGCCCAGCUUAACGCGCACCUAGCCGACACGGAGAACCUGCUGAGGAUGACGGCCGUGCAGGCCCAGGACAUGCGGUUCUUGGGAGGCUACGUCGGGGCGUUGUUCAUGGGCAGCGCCAAAGUACUCGGGGAGGAGAGUGUACAGGGCAGAGGGAAGAAGGAGGACGAAGGCAGAGAUGGACAGAAAGACUCGUGA
Molecule: messenger RNA, 318 nt
Organism: Fonsecaea pedrosoi CBS 271.37
Lineage: Eukaryota; Fungi; Ascomycota; Eurotiomycetes; Chaetothyriales; Herpotrichiellaceae
Exons: 1
Coding region: 1-318 (105 amino acids)
Biological process (GO): attachment of spindle microtubules to kinetochore
Cellular component (GO): DASH complex
Source: RefSeq, a predicted model, not a curated record